AUGCCAGCCAAGCGCAAAGCCCCCUCCGGCGCCGGCGCCGGCGCAUCCAAACCCGCGCCCAAGAAGCGACAGUCCAAACUGGCCAAGGAGAACAAUAUCACGGCCGAGGAGGAGGCGGAGAUCAAGGAGGCCUUCAGCCUUUUCUCGGAGCCCAUGGAGGGUGAGAAGGAAGGCGUUAUUCCCAUAGAUGAUGUGCGGCGCGCCAUGAUAGCGCUCGACAUCCCACCAAAAGACGCCGCCGAGCAGGCCGAGUUCGUGUCGAUCCUGGACCCGGACGACGAAGGGUUCGCGCAGUACCCGUCCUUUGUGGCCAUCUGCGCGCUCAAGAUGCACGCGCGGCACCGGACGUCGGACGCGCACGUGCAGCAGGUCGACGACGCCUUUGCGCUCUUCACGACCAGGCGCAACGACGACGACGACAGCAACCUCAGCCACCUCGGGACGAGCGAGUCGGUCAUCACCAUGGCGCACCUCCGGCGCGUCGCGUCCAUGCUCAACGACGACGAGGUCGACGACGACCUGCUCAGGGACAUGAUACUCGAGGCCAACGGCGGCGCCGGCGUCGGGAAAGGCGUCAACAGGCAAGAGUUUGAGGCCGUCAUGCGUCGCGCUGGCGUGUGGAGGUGA
This is a messenger RNA of Pyricularia pennisetigena, 627 nucleotides long. RefSeq lists its product as uncharacterized. The transcript is spliced from 3 exons. The coding region runs from base 1 to 627 and encodes 208 amino acids. Lineage: Eukaryota; Fungi; Ascomycota; Sordariomycetes; Magnaporthales; Pyriculariaceae. The record is from RefSeq and is a predicted model, not a curated record.